AUGACCUUGCUGGCCUUUGCUUUCGUUAGUUUAGUGCAGUACGAUGCCGGCCAUGGGGCUGAUCAUUAUGAUCCUGGUUCUGUUAGUGGUCUACGAUCUAGUCCCUGGUUGGUGAUUGGUCUGCUGUUGUUGUUGUUGGUCAUGAUGCUCAUGGUGAUUGUGAUCUUGGUCUUGGUAGUUCUUAGCUUGCUACUUCUUUCUCACUUUUGCAUUCGGGAUCUGGGUAUUGACAAAGAGGGGCGCCACGGUAGGACGGCUAUGGACAGUUGCAAGAACACUCACGCAUUCCUCGCAGGAAUAGUUACGCAUUCUAGCACUGUAGACGAGGAAACAGGCUGCAGAACUCGCCGGGUCGUACCUUUGAAUCGGUUCAAUUGUACCCACUACUCUACACGAGUAGUUUUUCUUUGAUUUUCGUUCCGUCGUUCCUAGGGAGGACUCGUGUUGGCAAUAUGGCUAUCCUAUCCAGCGCCGUAAACUCCUCUAAAAAGUGGUCGUCGAGUUGGAGUGAGACGCAUUCACAAGUACUUCCAAUCCAUGCUUUCUCUGCUCCCACUCAAGCUGGUGCGUCGAACAAACUCGAAAAAUUUGCAAUUUCGUGCAAUGUCAUGUUUUUAGUCAAAGGCCGCUAUAAU
This is a messenger RNA of Amoebophrya sp. A25, 635 nucleotides long. Lineage: Eukaryota; Dinophyceae; Syndiniales; Amoebophryaceae. The record is from the annotation of a GenBank genome assembly.